AUGGCAUUUAUAAACAUUACAAAUAUAGUUUUUGACCAAGACACAGCUCUUUUCAAUACACCAAUUCAAAUGUAAAUCACCUUUGAAGUUAUGAGAUAUUUAGAUUCAGAGAUUGACUGGAAGUAUGAUAAUUUAAUAUUUUAGACUGAUUUACAUAGGGUGUCCUAAUGAUGAUAAACAAGAUCAAGUGCUUGAACAAUUUUCAAUGCCUCCACUUUAAUAAGGGAUGAUGCAGUUUACAUUAAUGAGUGCUGGUCCAAAGUUAGAGUUAAUACAUGGCAAAGAUAAUUUAUUUGGCGCGACAGCAAUUAUUCUUAGUGUAAAAUAUAGAAACUAAGAAUUCUUUAGAGUAUUUAUUUUAGGUAAAUAUUAUCAUAGGUUGGGUAUUACGUUUAUAAUUCUUAUUUGGAUUCAGAUUUAAUUGAAAAUGAUCCCCCUUAUGUUGUAAUCGAUAAAGUUUAUCGAUAAAUCAAUACUUCAACACCAAGAAUUACAAGAACAAAUAUAGAUUGGGAAGGAUAAAUGGUUUAACUUUAUGUUAAUCCAUCAUAAUCCAAUAGUUAAUUUAUGUUUUAAUAACAACCAAUAUUUAAUGAUAUAACUAAUAAUCAUUAAGAGAAGAUCAUUUAACAAUAAUAUUUAGAAUAACAAAACAAAUCUAUAUUUAAUAUUAACUAAAGUCUAAAUAUUUAAAGCAUUUUUUGA
Paramecium sonneborni is the source of this 705-nucleotide messenger RNA. NCBI's taxonomy places the organism in Eukaryota, Ciliophora, Oligohymenophorea, Peniculida, Parameciidae. The record is from the annotation of a GenBank genome assembly.